AUACGAUUCGAGCCCUAGACUCGCGCGAGGUGAGAAAGCCCUAGUGCUCGGGAGGAGGAGCUGCGCGCCGGGUGUGCGAUCAUGGAUGGAGCGAAGAAAGAACCUUAUGACACUGGGGAUGCUGCGCAAAGCACUGCAGAUCUGACCGCCUUUGUGCAGAAUCUUCUUCAGCAGAUGCAAGCAAGGUUCCAGACGAUGUCCGAUUCGAUCAUCACAAAAAUCGACGAGAUGGGAAAUCGCAUUGACGACCUGGAGAAAAGUAUAGGCGAGCUCGUCAAGGAGGUGGGAGCUGACACUCCCGCCUCAGGCAGCUCCAAGCCCAAGGCUCUACAGAGCGAGGCCUCGGAGCAAUAGAGUUUCUGGUAUUCUUUUUGUAAAUGGCUACACGGCUAGCCAGUACCUACUUUGUUCUUAAGGUAAACGCAUUUCGUGUGAAGUUCC
Selaginella moellendorffii is the source of this 441-nucleotide messenger RNA. Its product is annotated as heat shock factor-binding protein 1. Gene Ontology annotation, cellular component: cytosol; nucleus. The coding region runs from base 82 to 354 and encodes 90 amino acids. Gene Ontology annotation, molecular function: transcription corepressor activity. Lineage: Eukaryota; Viridiplantae; Streptophyta; Lycopodiopsida; Selaginellales; Selaginellaceae. The transcript is spliced from 5 exons. Gene Ontology annotation, biological process: cellular heat acclimation. The record is from RefSeq and is a predicted model, not a curated record.